AAGGGUUACGGAGCAAAAGCUCCAACACAUAAGUCACUUUUCAAAUUUAGUAGCCAUAUUGCAGUUGCUGUUAUGUGGUUAUUUUUUGGUGUUUUCUUUUCCCCACAGAGCCAGUCCAGCAGCAAGCAGUCUAAGACCUCCAUCUGACCUUCAUCUAAAUAUUGGACACAAUCCCCCUCUAUACCCAGCCAUCCGUGGAGAGGGGAUCUCUCUUUGAAUUGCCUUUCCCGAGGUUUCUUCUCUCUUUAGAGGAGUUUUUCCUCGUCUUCUUAGAGAGCUUGGGCUGGGUUGGAUGCUGUUGUUUAUAUGAGCCUGGGAUAUAAAUAUGUAUAAAAAUUGGUCUCUAGAUUGGCUAAAAGAGACAAAGAAAGUUCCAGAGCUCAAUAUAAAGCAAAUUAUCAGUCAGAUUAGCAACAGCAACGUUAACCAGGGGGGAUUGUAUAUAAAUGUAUUAAUUAAAAGCACCACUAUUUGGCAGAAAACAUGGCAAUUUACCAAUUGAUUAGUAACAUCAAAAUCAAUUAGAAGAAUAAGCAAAGUUUUCAGUCAGAUUUUUAACAAAUAAAUGCGAAUAAAUCAAAAGACAUCUUUUGUAGGCUUGCUUUAUGAAAAAUGUCAUCGAUGAAAAUGUCGUGUAUGACGCCAUGAUGCAUUCUAUUGUAGCCCAUCAUGCUAAUAUGACACUCCAUUCAGUGCCUAGAUGAACAGUUAGUUGUAGAAAUACACAAAUCGUGUUUUGUGCAAUAUUAUAUAUUACACAAAUAUCUGUAUACAUCAUAAACAUGUCAGGACUCACAGUGUGUAAUUUUUAUGCAAAGAUCAAGACUCCACUGGUCUACAGACGAUAAAAGGAACAUACAUUACAGGAUGCCUAAGGAUGUUUAAGCUACUUCUAUCAUCAGGAAAAACACAGGCUACCUAUUAAAACAUCUUACUAAAAGCUAACCAGAGACAGUUGAGUUUUAAAAAACCAUUCAUAGAAGAAAUGCACCUUCAAGAUCUACCUUUUCCUCCAAGGACUGCUGAAUGUAUUUUAUGAUAAAAAAAAAAAUUGGCUCAUAAUCAUUUUUCUCCUCCCGCACAUGAAAUGAAAUCAGCUCGUUGAAGCUCAAGUGCGUAAAAAUAUGAGACACAACUGUUUUAUGUUUUUUUUUUUCUUUCUGUGUGUAAGCAGAGCUUCUAUGUACCGUCCGGUGGAUCAGUUCUAGAUUCUUGAGGUAGUGUUAGAGGGAGAAUGAUUUGCAGGAGACAGAGUGAAGAGUGAACUCCUGAAAUUAAAUUAACCUAAAUUAAUCACACAAUGUCAAAGUCUUGGCCAACUUAUACUGCACCACGUCUUGUGGAUCUGAAUAACCCUCUAGGACACCAAACAGAGCCUUGCAUCUCCACACUGGUGAAGAUGACUCCAGAUGGAAGAAUAGAGGGAAGAAAGAGAAGGGACUUAACUGAAAGAGUGGACAAAUCCCCGAAAAAAAGCAAAAGCAGUGGAAGUCCAAAACCGGGUCCCAGCCACAUUGUUUCUGGGGAAUCCAGUUGGAAAUUUGGCCUUCUCAUAGUCCCUUCAAGCGACUCUAGUAUAUUUAAGAUGAGCAACAAACGGAAGAGCACUAGUGGCGAAUCUGAGGGACCAUCCAGCAAAAGAAGCAGGACGACGAGCCCAGAGGAGAGUCCCACCCAGGAACCCUCUGAAACGUGUGACUCACCCAGGAUCUCCGGCACUGACAGAAGAGAAGACUUCCUGGAAAAAUAUCAACAGCUGGAGGUGCUGGGUCAAGGAGGCUUUGCCACCGUGUUUUCUGGAAUACGCAUAAAAGACAGUUUUCCAGUGGCAAUCAAACACGUCAACCAGCGCAGAGUUGUGCGCACAACAAUGGACUGGAACGGGAAAAGUAGUGAUAUUCCCCUGGAGGUGGCGCUACUGAUACAAGUUGGGGCUGGACCACACGAUACGGAAAGCAGUAUAACCCCACUUCUACUUGACUGGUUUGAUCUGGAAGAUGAGCUUAUUAUGGUUUUUGAGAAACCAGAAAAUUGCAUGGACUUAAACAAAUACCUCGAAACUACAGAUAAACCUCUGUCAGAGACACAUGUUAAAGUCAUAAUGAAACAAUUAGUCGAUGCAGCCAUUACGAUGGAUUACAAGGGGGUUUUCCACCGAGAUAUUAAACCACACAACAUUCUAAUCGAAACAUCUUCCGAAGAACCCCGAGUGCGAUACAUCGAUUUUGGCUGUGGAGUCACGUUUACUCCGGGAGAAAGGUUCAGGAGGAAAGCAGGAACCAGGAACUACAGUAGUCCAGAGUGGUUCACGCAUGGCUUCUGCUCUGCAGAAUAUACUACAGCCUGGCAGCUGGGUGUUGUGAUGUACCAGCUGUUACACAAGAACUUACCAUUUGACUGCGACUACAAGAUCAUCAACCAAAACCCACCGAUUUUAGCUGACAUUUCAAACAAAUGCAGGGAUUUUUUGACGGGGUGUCUGAGGAAGCACUAUAAGGACCGCUUCACCCUGGAGGAUCUUUGGAAUCAUGCGUGGCUCAAAUAACUUCUGCGCACCAUCAAUCAAAAGGGUUACGGAGCAAAAGCUCCAACACAUAAGUCACUUUUCAAAUUUAGUAGCCAUAUUGCAGUUGCUGUUAUGUGGUUAUUUUUUGGUGUUUUCUUUUCCCCACAGAGCCAGUCCAGCAGCAAGCAGUCUAAGACCUCCAUCUGACCUUCAUCUAAAUAUUGGACACAAUCCCCCUCUAUACCCAGCCAUCCGUGGAGAGGGGAUCUCUCUUUGAAUUGCCUUUCCCGAGGUUUCUUCUCUCUUUAGAGGAGUUUUUCCUCGUCUUCUUAGAGAGCUUGGGCUGGGUUGGAUGCUGUUGUUUAUAUGAGCCUGGGAUAUAAAUAUGUAUAAAAAUUGGUCUCUAGAUUGGCUAAAAGAGACAAAGAAAGUUCCAGAGCUCAAUAUAAAGCAAAUUAUCAGUCAGAUUAGCAACAGCAACGUUAACCAGGGGGGAUUGUAUAUAAAUGUAUUAAUUAAAAGCACCACUAUUUGGCAGAAAACAUGGCAAUUUACCAAUUGAUUAGUAACAUCAAAAUCAAUUAGAAGAAUAAGCAAAGUUUUCAGUCAGAUUUUUAACAAAUAAAUGCGAAUAAAUCAAAA
Molecule: messenger RNA, 3148 nt
Organism: Oreochromis niloticus (Nile tilapia)
Lineage: Eukaryota; Metazoa; Chordata; Actinopteri; Cichliformes; Cichlidae
Product: serine/threonine-protein kinase pim-2
Exons: 10
Coding region: 1301-2545 (414 amino acids)
Biological process (GO): protein autophosphorylation
Cellular component (GO): cytoplasm
Molecular function (GO): protein serine/threonine kinase activity; ATP binding
Source: RefSeq, a predicted model, not a curated record